AUGUCAUUCUAAAAAUUAUAUUUAUGCCCUCGUGUUUUCUAAACAUCCUCGUCAGAGUUGAUUCAAGACGCUACUGUUCACACUUUGUAGUUGAGACCAGCGCCUCCAGGAUAGUAUAAAAGUUUCAGGGAAAUCUGAGCUUUCCCUCAUCUUAAGUUUUAAUCCUUAUAUUUUCUUUAAAAGGGGAAGAAAAGUGCAAUGGCCAGGUCCUGGAUCAGAUAAAGUAGGAAGCGUGUGUAGGACUUGUUGGAAACAUUUGGCGAGUAUACUGGACACAGAGAGUUUGCGGUCAUUUCCAGUCCUCAAGGUGUAUUCACCAUGACGGAGGAGAAGGCACAACGAGGCAACUGGGGCAAUUGGUUCGAGUUCUUCUUUUCUAUCAUUGGCUGCAUGGUGGGACUUGGCAAUGUCUGGCGCUUUCCUUAUGUCUGCUACGUAAAUGGCGGAGCUGCGUUUUUAAUACCCUACCUCAUUGCCAUGAUACUCUGCGGCGUUCCACUCAUGUUCCUCGAGCUCGCCUACUGUCAGUUCUCCAACCUGGGACCUGGCAGGGUGUGGGUGGUGUGUCCUCUCUUUAAAGGUAUAGGAUUCGGCAUGGUCCUUCUGACAUCGAUGGGGUCAAUCUACUACAACGUGAUCAUCAGCUGGGCGUUGUAUUACUUAGCCGUGUCCUUCAACUCUGUGCUUCCAUGGACCACCUGUGGAAACUCCUGGAAUUCCCCAGACUGCAUAGGGACGACGUCUGUUUCUAAUUCGUCUUCGAGAAUACUACUCGAGUCGAACUCCUCUCCUAACAGCACAGAAAUGACAACACUCUUGCACAACCUUACAGCGACCUAUGAAGUGAGGAAGACGCAGUCUUCUGUUGAGCAGUACUGGAACAAUCACGUGCUGCAGCUGACAGACAGCAUCGACAAUCUGGGGGUGAUACGGUGGGAGCUGCUGCUGUGUCUGCUGGCUGCGUGGCUUAUAUCUUUCAUCUGCCUGUACAAGGACAUCAAGACCUCCGGCAAGGUGAUGUACGUGGCGGCCAUACUACCGUAUAUAGUGCUCUUUGCCCUCCUCAUCAGGGGCGCCAUAUUACCAGGAGCACGUGAUGGAGUCAUCUUCUACCUUGUGCCCAGGUGGAAUAAACUUCUGGAAUGGAAGGUGUGGAUGGCAGCAGCCGCUCAAGUCUUUUACUCAGCCGGAAUAGGUGUAGGAGGGGUGUCCACCCUGGCUAGCUUUAACCGCUUUCACAACAACUGCUACAGGGACGCCAUGUUUCUGCCGAUUUUGGACGCGCUGACCUCUGUCUUCUCUGGCUUUGUCAUCUUCGUGUACCUGGGCUACAUGGCGCACCUGCAGGACACCACCGUAGAGAACGUCGUCAAACAAGGUGCAGGCUUAGCCUUCAUUGCUUAUCCAGAUGGUCUGGCCUCCAUGCCGCUUCCACAGCUGUGGUCUGUCCUGUUCUUUCUGGUCCUUGUAACUGUGGGCCUGGACAGUCAGUUUGUGCACGUGCAGACUAUUACCACGUGCAUCGUGGACAACUUUCCCCAACUGAAUCAGAAAAAAAGAUGGCUGACACUAGCGGUGUGCGUGAUUGGCUUUCUAAUGGGGAUCCCUUUCGUAACCCAGGGUGGUGUGCAUAUCCUCACCCUGUGGGACUGGUACGUCGCCAGUUUCUCAAUCAUGUUGCUAGCGGCAACAGAGUGUCUUGUACUCAGCUGGAUCUACGGGUCUGGCAAGCUUUAUGCUGACAUUGCCAUGAUGAUCGGUUAUCGCCCGCAUGCCCUUUGGCAUUUGUUCUGGAGAGUGCUCUCCCCUGUCUUCGUCAUGGUGACCUGGACGUUAGGAAUAUUGUCCUGGAAGCCUCUAGAGGGAUACCCAGGAUGGACAGUUGGUUUUGGGAUUCUUAUCGGACUUUUGCCUCUAACACCUAUACCCAUCAUGGCUGUCUAUGAAGUCGUAACUGCACCCGGUGGUUCUUGUCUAGAGAAAAUACGCAUCCGCUUGCGGCCUACACCAGAAUGGAAACCAGCGCUGUCCAAAGACGAUGGCAGCAGCGAGCUCGAGACUCUCCGUCAAUGGCAACACCACGACGACAGUGCUGUCGUUUGAUGUAGCUACAUCGUUCGUCGCCAUCUUGAAGUCCGACUACACCACGAUUCAGUCCAAAAUUUCUGGUGACGAAACCGAGUACUCAAUUCAAACCAAGAGAUAUCCAAUGAGGAAAUGUAGGAUAUAUAUAGUUGAGGUUUUUUUUAAGACACGAGUUGCGUACUUUUGUUGUUGUUGUUGUUGUUGUUGUUGUUGUUGUUGUUGUUGUUGUUGUUGUUGUUGCCGCCGCCUGUCCCAUGGCAUGUUCAGCUUAAUUUGGGCACCGAAGUAUAUCCUUUAGAACAACCUUCCACCCCUGAACUCCAGGUGUGGAUAAAAAAAAAAGGAAAAUAUAUGUGACCGCGUGCAGCUACCUUACCAGCAAAUUGUUAAAAAUUAUAAGAGCUGUAGUUGAAGAAUUAAUGAUAAUGCGAUCCUCAAUCCUGUAACACAAAAUAAACACUAUUUUCGGAAA
Messenger RNA from Pomacea canaliculata, 2557 nucleotides. RefSeq names its product sodium- and chloride-dependent glycine transporter 1-like. The record is from RefSeq and is a predicted model, not a curated record. Gene Ontology annotation, biological process: sodium ion transmembrane transport. Gene Ontology annotation, cellular component: membrane. The transcript is spliced from 14 exons. NCBI's taxonomy places the organism in Eukaryota, Metazoa, Mollusca, Gastropoda, Architaenioglossa, Ampullariidae. The coding region runs from base 319 to 2103 and encodes 594 amino acids.